AUGCUCAGAUCGUGUAACAUUAGAAGUGUGCUGUCAGUAAGAUGCUUGUCUCAGGGCACGAGGCUCCAAUUUCUGUCGAAAAACUCCAUCCUUGCGAAAUACAAAUCAGAACAAGAUGAUGUAGUAGAGUCGCCAACGGCAAUGGCGACCGAUUCACAUCUCCCAUUAUCAGAACAUGUUUUCAAAAAACCGCCUCGUCAACCAACAAGUAAAGCUCCUUUCUUGUCAGAGCAAGAGGAUGAUGGUAAGCUUCGUCCUUCUGGGUUUGCCGAGAAGAUCGGACAAUGGGUCAUCUCGACAUUCUCCAUGGAUAUGGAUAAGUCAAGAAGUGGACCCGUUGCAGGUGGUUUGUAUUUUGCAGAGUGUAAAAAGCAAGCGUUGACGUACCCUGAUGAACCAAUGAGUGACACAGCCAAAUUUUAUUACCAGACCUUGGGGUUGCCAGUUUCGUUUUCACAACAAGUUCAAAUUACUAUCUUGCACUACUGGAUUUUAUCGGUGCGAAUGAGAGCCUUACCUUUUAAAUAUUCCAAAGAAUACCAACAGAAGUUGGUGGAUAGGAUCUUUAAAGAUUUGGAAGUGAGGAUGGGUACUGAGUUGAAAAUCAAGUCAAAUAGAAUCAUUGAAGGGUACUUGAAAGAUUACCAUACUCAGUUAUUAGGUUGUGUGUUGAGCUACGAUGAAGGUUUAAUGACUGACGAUAUUACACUUGCUGCGGCAUUGUGGAGAAACGUGUUUAACGCCGAUGCAAAUGUUGAUAUUAGACACGUUGAAGCAUUAUUGGUUUACGUUAGAUCACAACUUUACGUUUUAAAUAAAAUGACUGAUAGGGCAUUUGGAUUUGGUAAGUUUAAAUUUGUGCCACCAGACCAAGUUGUUACUCCAAUCAGCAAACACCAGGAGGAGUUGAUUAAACAAAAAACCAAAGAAGAAUUUGCAACAAUGACACUGCCCGCACAUAAAUCGGUUUUAUCAAUGGAUGAAUAA
Lodderomyces elongisporus is the source of this 987-nucleotide messenger RNA. RefSeq lists its product as uncharacterized. Gene Ontology annotation, cellular component: mitochondrion. Bases 1 to 987 code for a protein of 328 amino acids. The record is from RefSeq and is a predicted model, not a curated record. The transcript has a single exon. Gene Ontology annotation, biological process: mitochondrial respiratory chain complex III assembly. Lineage: Eukaryota; Fungi; Ascomycota; Pichiomycetes; Serinales; Debaryomycetaceae.